AUGACUGGACAUCAACGACUCCUUCAUCUAGUCUGUUUUGCAACCCUUCUGUGGUCGUUCCUGUGUAACGGAGCCCCCGUCAAUGUGGUAUCCAUCCGUCAGGAGCAUAGCAGAUUGCCUGCAGAUAACAGCAUUGUCGACGAGUUUCUACAGGGCCACACCACAUCUAGAUCUCGAUGCCUAGGCACCAACGGCCAAACGCUGUUAGACAGAACCUUUUGUUCUACGCUAUCUCUAUCUAAGAGGGUCCUAGAGAGGAAACCCGGGUUUGGUUCUAAUUUACGGAAGGUAAAUCUACUCCCUAAGAAACUUUGUACCUCAUACUUACAUUCUAAGGGUCUCUCCAAGCUGGCCACGAAGCGCCGCCCCCGUGUGGAGAAGAACAGCGAUCAGUCAUCUACUAAAGAGGGGUCUAAGAAGAAGGGUUCGAAGAAGGGGUCUACUGAAGAGGGCUCUGUUGACGAGGCCUUUACUGACGAGGGGUCCAAGAAGAAGGGUUCGAAGAAGGGGUCUACUGACGAGGGGUCUGUUGAUGAGGCCUCUACUGAAGAGGCUUCAACCAAAGAGGGAUCUACUGAAGACGCCUCUGCUGAAAAGGGGUCUGUUGACGAGGCCUUUACUGAUGAGGGGUCCAAGAAGAAGGGUUCGAAGAAGGGGUCUACUGACGAGGGGUCUGUUGAUGAGGCCUCUGCUGAAGAGGGGUCUGUUGACGAGGCCUUUACUGAUGAGGGGUCCAAGAAGAAGGGUUCGAAGAAGGGGUCUACUGACGAGGGGUCUGUUGAUGAGGCCUCUACUGAAGAGGCUUCAACCAAAGAGGGAUCUACUGAAGAUGCCUCUGCUGAAAAGGGGCCUAAGAAGUCGUCCAAAAAGAAGGGGUCUAACGAAGAGGUCCCUACUGAAGAGGCUUAA
Colletotrichum higginsianum IMI 349063 is the source of this 909-nucleotide messenger RNA. RefSeq lists its product as uncharacterized. Bases 1 to 909 code for a protein of 302 amino acids. Lineage: Eukaryota; Fungi; Ascomycota; Sordariomycetes; Glomerellales; Glomerellaceae. The transcript has a single exon. The record is from RefSeq and is a predicted model, not a curated record.